Messenger RNA from Pleurotus ostreatus (oyster mushroom), 1146 nucleotides. RefSeq lists its product as uncharacterized. NCBI's taxonomy places the organism in Eukaryota, Fungi, Basidiomycota, Agaricomycetes, Agaricales, Pleurotaceae. Bases 1 to 1146 code for a protein of 381 amino acids. The transcript has 3 exons. The record is from RefSeq and is a predicted model, not a curated record.
AUGUCUGACAAGGGACCUACGAUGGCUGCAAAUAAGAUGGCGAUGUCUCGUGCGUUGGGUGCCGCCUUCCUCAGCCACCAGGUCGAGCAAUUGGAGAAGUCCGUAAACACACCGCAAGGUGCAUGGCGAGAGAAGAAGAACACGUUCGCAAAUCAGCGACUACCGCCCUUCAAGCAGGCGGACCAACGCCGAAGGAAUGGUCGAGAAUCGUACGGAGAUGUCGACUUCAGGAGACGACGGUCCCACGAAGAUUACGAAGAGAGCAAAGACGCCGACGUAAUUAUAGUGGAUGCUAGCGUUCUUGUUCAUGCCUUAUCUCAGGUCAAGAAGUGGUGCCGGGAUGGAAGGCAGGAGGUUGUGAUCGUUCCUUUAGAAGUUUUGAACACCUUGGAUUUGCUCAAGAAAGGCACCACCUCCCUCGCUGUACGAGCACGGGCAGCAUCUCGCCUCCUCGAAGCCCAAGUUGGCGUAAAUCCCCGAAUUCGCGUCCAGCAAGAUGAUGCUUAUGUACUUUGGGAUCAAAUCAAGUUUCGUGACGAGCCUGAUGUCGUCGACAAAGCAAUGAUGGGAUCCCCCGAGUGGAUUCGCCGAACUAUCUGUUGCGCCCGCUGGGAAGCUGAUGAAGUGCUCAAGAAGACGAAAUCGACAGAGCCAAAGAUUGCCUUGGCUGUGAUCACCACAGCGCCACAUCUGUCUCCAACAUCGCCCGCGGGCAAACUUCCAGACGGAGCCACCCUUGCUCCCGUACCAAUCCCUUUGGCACAGGCGAGCAAGCAUGAAUUGAGAGUUGCAGGCAGUCUCGUUGCGUACUGGGGCCAGCGCUCAGGUCUGGAUGUUCUUGAGGUUAAAUCCGAAGACGCUUCUGAGGAUGAACCAAGACACGGCAACAGAAAUAGCGCUUCUCCGAACAUCUUCGUGGGUGGAGGUGGGUUCAAGGGUGGCCCCGGACCGAAGAGGGGCGCAGGAAACGGACCAACAAGAGGCCGACGAAUGUCACUAGGACGGGACAGGGACGGAGGCGACAAUGGAGGUGGCUUGGUAGAGCGUCCCCCAGCCGUCAAGGCGAUGAUGGAGAUGGUCGCACAGCCGAACAGCAAAGUUGUCCGUGUUCUCGCUCGCGGUGAAAAGCUGGAACCCGAUCCAUGA